CUUCGAUUCACCCUUCAACACCACUGCAAUCGCAUUGCGAUCACAAUUACACAGCACAACCAUGUUGCAAUAACAACGAUCUCGUUCGACCUCGCCGAAGACUCCCUGCCAUCAAUUCCCCGAAACACUCUUUACAGCCAUGAUCGAUCACUGAACAUACUCCAACCUGUCACAAUGCUCUCAACAUCGCCCCGUCUUCUCAUUCGACAUCCCUCUCCAACAACCGCCGAAUUCACAGUCACGACUCUCCGGCCGAUACCACCGGCUCUACAUACACUACUUAUCAUCUCUCGAAUUCUCCUCUCGAUCUUCGCCCUUCUUCUACUCCACACGCGCCUGACUCUACAUCCUCUCCUUGCCUACGCCCCUCCCUCUCUCCUCAAGAUCAUACCAGCUUCAUACCUCCGUGCACCAACUUCGACAGCGGCCCUUGCGCAAAACAUACCAUUAUCUGUCCUCGUUCCCGCGAGUAUAGCUGUGCUAUGGCUAUCCAGUCGAAGAGGCUACGCCAGCGAGAGCAUUCUUGUCAUGAGAGGCUUGGGUGUACAGACUAGUGAAAGUCCAGGGAGUUAUCUUGCUGGUACAGCGACGAGGUUCAUACCGACUGAGAAGAUCCAAGACAUUCUUGUCAAUGAAGCGUUUCUCGGGUUUGAGGUAAGAUACUACCUCAUUGUUAUAGUUGAGGGCGAGGAUGAUGUGGUGGUUGUGUUUCCAGGCUUGUUACCACGACGAAAGAUUGUGGAAGAAGUUUGGAGGGGUGUUCGGCGGUGUUUGUAUGAGCAAAGAGGAGAGGAUAAAUCACUGGGCUAAAAGGAAUUAUACCCACAGAGGAGCGUUUAGCACAUGGAUGUGUCCAGUGUACGAUGAUAUGAUUUAAUUCUUUAUUUAUUUUUAUACUGAAAGGCAUUGUGCGAUGUCUACUCAUCCAUGGCCUCAUCUACCUUUCGCUUUCCAAUGCCCUUCUGGUUUCGCAUAUCUUCUGAACUAGCAUACCCCUUUCUGAUAGCAUAUCUCUCAUUCUGCUCUUCAGGAGACUGCAGUUUAACUUUUUGCAGCAAUGGCACGUAGCGGCCACCCAUGCGACCACCAUUGCCACCCUCGUAGACAACUACACUGU
Fusarium odoratissimum NRRL 54006 is the source of this 1117-nucleotide messenger RNA. RefSeq names its product phosphatidylinositol glycan, class H. Gene Ontology annotation, biological process: GPI anchor biosynthetic process. The record is from RefSeq and is a predicted model, not a curated record. Lineage: Eukaryota; Fungi; Ascomycota; Sordariomycetes; Hypocreales; Nectriaceae. Bases 175 to 810 code for a protein of 211 amino acids. Gene Ontology annotation, cellular component: glycosylphosphatidylinositol-N-acetylglucosaminyltransferase (GPI-GnT) complex. The transcript has a single exon.